Rosa rugosa (rugosa rose) is the source of this 969-nucleotide messenger RNA. RefSeq names its product ubiquitin-like-specific protease 1A. The transcript has 10 exons. Bases 1 to 969 code for a protein of 322 amino acids. Gene Ontology annotation, biological process: protein desumoylation. Gene Ontology annotation, molecular function: deSUMOylase activity. Gene Ontology annotation, cellular component: nucleus. The record is from RefSeq and is a predicted model, not a curated record. Lineage: Eukaryota; Viridiplantae; Streptophyta; Magnoliopsida; Rosales; Rosaceae.
AUGAAGAAGAAAGGAAAUGAUGCGAAAAACGGAAAUUUGGAAGUGGAAGUGCAAACAUUGAGUCAGAACUUUAGAAAACUGGAAGUGGAAAAUGCUGAAACAGAAGAAGGUGAAAAUGAAGUGAAAGGUGAAACAGAAAAGGAUGCAAAUGUUGUGAACUUUUGGACUCAAGCUGACAAGGCAGCUAUCUGGCAAAACAAGGAGUCUGAGACAAGCAUAAAAAGCGAGGAUGAUAUCAAACACUGUGAACAUGCUGCGGCCCAUGAACAUUUUAUACCUCUUACAGACGAGGAACAUGAUGCAGUUGAGAAAGCAUUUUCUUCAGCGGAUGACGAGGUCCUGGUAACUGAUAAGAGCUUAAACAUAAAAAUCACUGGUGAAAAUUUUCGGUGCCUUAAACCACGCGCAUGGUUGAAUGAUGAGGUGAUAAAUGUCUACUUAAAGUUGCUGAAAGAGAGAGAGAAAAGAGAUCCCAAUAAGUUUUUGAAAUGCCAUUUCUUUAGCACAUUUUUCUACAAGAAGUUAAUCAAUGAGGGAAAGGUCUAUAACUCUGUUCGAAGAUGGACUAGUAAACAUAAUCUGGGAUACAGCCUUAUCGAUUGUGACAAAAUAUUUGUCCCUAUCCACAAAGGAGAUCAUUGGUGCUUGGCAGUCAUAAAUAAGGCAGAUCAGAAGUUCCAGUAUCUUGAUUCACGCAAAGGAAAGGAUGAGGAAGUGAUGGAAGUGUUGGCCAAAUACUAUGUUGAUGAGCUGAAGGACAAGAGUGAGGAAGAAAUUGAUGUGAGUUUCUGGAAACGUGAAUUUGUUAAAGACCUUCCUGAGGAUUUUAACAGGUUUGAUUGUGGCAUGUUUAUGAUCAAGUAUGCUGACUAUUACAGCAAGGGCUCCGAGUUGUGUUUCAACCAGGAUGACAUGCCACACUUUCGAUUGAAGACAGCCAAGGAGAUUCUACAAUUGAGAGCUGAAUGA